Molecule: messenger RNA, 1050 nt
Organism: Homarus americanus (American lobster)
Lineage: Eukaryota; Metazoa; Arthropoda; Malacostraca; Decapoda; Nephropidae
Product: PDF receptor-like
Exons: 8
Coding region: 1-1050 (349 amino acids)
Biological process (GO): adenylate cyclase-modulating G protein-coupled receptor signaling pathway; cell surface receptor signaling pathway
Cellular component (GO): plasma membrane
Molecular function (GO): G protein-coupled peptide receptor activity
Source: RefSeq, a predicted model, not a curated record
AUGGCUACCAAGGUUAGACUCAAGAUCAUAGACAAGAGAACAGCCCCUUCACGUUCACAGAUAACUGGAACAGCGUAUGGUACACUCAAUGUACCCUUCACAAGGAUUUUCUCAUCGAACGAUGGAUACACUGCAAUAUGCAGGGACUACAGGGACGCAGAUACCAUUCUGAGCCCUGAGGGAAUGCAAGCCUUUGGAGGAGUGUACUGUAACACCACCUGGGACACACUGUACUGCUGGCCGGCCACACAGGCAGGGAGGACGGUGAGUGAGUCCUGCGCCACUGUCUUCAGCGAUGUCCCUGACCUGCUCAACUAUCCUAAGGCGUUCGCGUACCGUGAGUGUGACAGUACGGGGUCUUGGCUCUGGGACGGCUGGACCAACUACUCCCAGUGUCUUAGCGUCAUAGAAAACCAGGCGGGCAGGUCGGGAGUGCUGGACGCUGUGCGGUACAUCACCUUCAUCGGGGCGCUGCUUUCCCUCCUCACCCUCACCCUCACCAUCUUCAUCUUCACGUACUUUAGGACGUUGGAGUGUGACCGCCUACGGGUACACAGGAACUUGGUGGUCUCUCUCAUCGUCUGGUUCCUAGUGAUGCUGAUCUUGACGGAGCCUUUCAUCUCUCACCGCCACACCCGCACUUACCGCGACGUGGAUUGGCUGUGUAAGACGCUGCUGACCCUUAGGAUGUACGCCCAGAUGGCCUCUAUCAACUGGAUGUUCGUGGAGGGGCUGUUCCUCCACUCCAGACUUACCUCCAACGUCUUCGACUCUGGGGCGCCCUUCACACUCUACUAUAUCAUUGGCUGGGGGUGGCCACUAGUAUUUCUGGCAGCCUGGGCCACCACCAUGGCUCUUCACUACCCCGUACAGUGCUGGCGAGGCUAUGGUAAUCUGCUCUACAUUUGGAUUCUCGUAGCUCCUAUGGUCACCGCUCUCAUGGCCAUUCUCUUGAGGAACAACAGUUGGGGACGUGCAGAUCAUAUCAGUGUGAAUAUCAAGUAUUCAUCUAGCCCCUACAUGUCUCCGGCGAAGGUUCUGGAAGCGUAA